AUGGGUUGUAAAAAAUGUAAUUUUAUUAUUUUUUAUUUAUUUAGCCAAGUUUACGAAAACGAAGAAGAUAGUGAUGACGAAGACCUUAUCCCUGAUGUGAAUAAUUCUAAUGAUGGUGAAACCAUUGAAGAUGAGAUAGAUUGUAUAUGGGACCUGCUAAAUUGUAUGGAGGCCGAUCUAAAUUACUGCUCACAGCUAAAUCCCAGUGAGCGUAAUACAAAGGUUACAGAAACAUGGCAAGACAUAAUGCAACAUUUCGAUUUGAUGGGCUUAGAACAGACAGUAGGUCUCAUCCUGUUUCACGGGUCUAAUUACAUUGAAUAUGUUGAUUGUGAUAUUGAAGGUGACCUCGGGAGGAUUUUAAGAGCUGAAAAUGUUGAGUACUUAACAGAAGCAUCAUCAGAAGAAGAUAUUAUAAAUGUGUUGAUGGGUUACACACAAGCUGAAGUUUUACUUCAGCUUAAAUUUGAAUACGAAUUAUUAGCCCGGGAUGAAGAGGAGAUUAACGAUUUUCAUACCAAAGUCCAGAUGAUAACCUCUAUACCAACAAUGGAUAGAAUGAAGAGAAAGACAUCUGCUGGUUUAAAAAAAACCAAUAAUCUUUCAAACUUAGAAGCACAUUUUAUUGGAUUUGAUAUUGAUGAUGAAGUACUGAUAAGAAUUGAAAAUAAGAAAAAAUUAUUAAAAAUGGUACUUAAAAAAGAAACGAGUGAGUCUAUGGAAGUAGACGAGCCAACUGUCAGUCCAUCCAUUGGUCAUAAUAAUCAUGUUAAUAAAAAGAAACUAUCUAAAUCAAGAAAACCUAAUGGUAUAAAGAAUAAUUGGAGUAAUAAGAGGCAUAAGAAAGACAAUAUACGCAAUGAUACCUUAGAAUCAUUCAAAUUACAUGUUCCGCCUUCUUUAGUACUUACAACUCAAAAAUUCAACAUAACUUCUUCAAACACUAGAAUUCUCCGUAGUGCUGGCAGAAAAAUGAAUUAUGAUAUUAAAGAUGCUAUUUUUAAACUUCCAUUUAAGCAUGGAUGGAAACGAGAAUUAGUAUAUAGAACAUCAAGUGAAUCUGCUGUUGUUACUGAGGACAAUAGAAGUGGUGAUAUAUACUAUUACUCACCAAGUGGCCAGAAACUACGAUCAUUACAAGAAAUACAGGAAUAUUUGAAUAUCUCAUCUGAUAAAACUACUCUAACUAUAGACAAUUUCACUUUCUUAGCAAAACCGAUUUUCGUGUAUGAUGAAUCAAAAGAACGAAUCAGAGAUGCAGAUUUCAAAUUAUAUAAGAAUGAGACUACUGAUGAUAUUGCUGUUCUACUUCAAAAAUCUAUAACACCUGAACAGCGCACACCACUUUAUUAUGGAUUGACAUUUGAUGUAAACAAAAAGUCUGCUUGUCAAAUGAGACAUUUUCUAAAUAUGUGA
Molecule: messenger RNA, 1416 nt
Organism: Rhopalosiphum maidis (corn leaf aphid)
Lineage: Eukaryota; Metazoa; Arthropoda; Insecta; Hemiptera; Aphididae
Exons: 11
Coding region: 1-1416 (471 amino acids)
Molecular function (GO): DNA binding
Source: RefSeq, a predicted model, not a curated record